AUGAAUUGCCUCGAUCUUGUGUUCACCAAGUCCUCUGACAACAUCAACGUCGUGAAUUGCCUCCCCCCGUUGGGUCAGAGUGACCAUGUAGUUCUCAUGUGGGAAUACACCAUAUUCUCCCUGCCUGCAAAACUGCUCGAUUCCCGACCCAAUAUUUGGCCCGGUGAUUUCGAACAGAUGAAAAAGGAUCUUUGUCCUAUCGACUGGGCAUCCACUCUCCCCGGCGAUGUCGAAAAGGUUUGGUGUCAGUUCAAAGAGUUAGUCCACAACCUCAUCUCCAACCACUGCCCGAUCAUGCGCAGAAAAUUAACAAAUAGAGGCAGCUGGUUGACUACGUCCUUAAAGAAGGAAAUUAACAAGAAGAGGAAGUUGUGAAAAAGAUCCCUGACUUACCGGACGCGAGAAUCCCUAAGUAGUUAUAUGCUACAGAGUAAUCGGGUCAAAAUUCUCAUCGCCAGAGAUCGGAAAGCCCUUGAAAAGGUUCUUUUGAACCAUGCCAUGGUUUAUCCCAAUGUCUUUUACAGCUACCUAAGAUAAGCACACGCAACAAAGAUCCCAUCCCACUGCUGCGAACGGCCGAGGGAACGGAAAUCUCCGAGGACAAGGAUAAGGCUGAACAUCUCUUUCAGUACUUCCGGUCCAUCGUGACAAGUGAACCUGAUUUUCUCUCACCCACUUGUGAGGACGAAGUACCGCCUACCCUCGAAGCCAUCUUCUCCAACGAAACAACUGUUCGAAAUGAAUUACUAAACCUAAAAGAAUUGGCCUACCCAGGCCUUGAUGCAAUCCCGGCCAAGCUGCUGAAGGAGCUAGCUCCCGAAAUGUCCAAGCCGUUAUCUUUGAUCUUCCAAACGUCAUUUGUUACUGGAUGCCGGCCCUCUGGUUGGUAG
Messenger RNA from Spirometra erinaceieuropaei, 890 nucleotides. NCBI's taxonomy places the organism in Eukaryota, Metazoa, Platyhelminthes, Cestoda, Diphyllobothriidea, Diphyllobothriidae. The record is from the annotation of a GenBank genome assembly.